Messenger RNA from Dermochelys coriacea (leatherback sea turtle), 3956 nucleotides. It is a transcript of the gene PRKAA2, whose product is annotated as protein kinase AMP-activated catalytic subunit alpha 2. Gene Ontology annotation, molecular function: AMP-activated protein kinase activity; ATP binding. Bases 31 to 1686 code for a protein of 551 amino acids. The record is from RefSeq and is a predicted model, not a curated record. Gene Ontology annotation, biological process: intracellular signal transduction; protein phosphorylation. Lineage: Eukaryota; Metazoa; Chordata; Testudines; Dermochelyidae. The transcript is spliced from 9 exons. Gene Ontology annotation, cellular component: cytoplasm.
UUGUGGUCGCUCCGGCGGCGCGCAGCGAAGAUGGCUGAGAGGCAGAAGCACGACGGGCGGGUGAAGAUCGGGCACUACGUGCUGGGGGACACCCUCGGGGUCGGCACCUUCGGCAAAGUCAAGAUUGGAGAACACCAGCUGACAGGACAUAAAGUAGCCGUAAAAAUUUUAAAUAGACAGAAAAUUCGGAGCUUGGAUGUGGUUGGGAAAAUCAAGAGAGAAAUUCAAAACCUAAAACUCUUUCGGCACCCUCAUAUUAUCAAACUAUACCAGGUCAUCAGUACUCCAACUGAUUUUUUUAUGGUAAUGGAAUAUGUAUCUGGUGGCGAAUUGUUUGAUUACAUCUGUAAGCAUGGACGUGUGGAAGAUGCGGAAGCUAGACGCCUUUUCCAGCAGAUUCUCUCUGCAGUGGAUUACUGUCACAGGCAUAUGGUUGUCCACAGAGACCUGAAACCAGAGAAUGUGCUGCUGGAUGCACACAUGAAUGCCAAGAUAGCUGAUUUUGGGUUGUCGAACAUGAUGUCAGAUGGUGAAUUUCUGCGAACCAGCUGUGGCUCCCCAAACUAUGCAGCUCCUGAAGUCAUCUCCGGAAGGUUGUAUGCUGGGCCUGAGGUGGAUAUCUGGAGUUGUGGUGUUAUUCUCUAUGCUCUUCUCUGCGGGACGCUGCCAUUUGAUGACGAACACGUUCCCACACUCUUUAAGAAGAUCCGUGGAGGUGUUUUCUACAUCCCCGAAUACCUCAACCGUUCAGUUGCCACUCUCCUCAUGCACAUGCUGCAGGUUGACCCACUCAAGCGAGCAACCAUCAAGGACAUAAGAGAACACGAGUGGUUUAAACAAGACUUGCCCAGUUACUUGUUUCCAGAGGAUCCUUCUUAUGAUGCCAAUGUCAUUGAUGAUGACGCAGUGCGGGAAGUUUGUGAGAAGUUUGAGUGCACAGAGUCGGAGGUGAUGAACAGCUUGUAUAGUGGUGACCCACAAGACCAGCUUGCAGUAGCUUACCACCUUAUCAUUGACAAUCGGAGAAUCAUGAACCAAGCCAGUGAGUUCUACCUCGCCUCUAGUCCACCCACUGGCUCAUUUAUGGAUGACAGCACUAUGCACAUACCUCCGGGGGUGAAACCGCACCCAGAGCGGAUGCCUCCUUUAAUAGCAGACAGUCCCAAAGCACGGUGUCCCUUGGAUGCACUGAAUACUACCAAGCCAAAAUCUCUGACUGUGAAAAAAGCCAAGUGGCAUCUAGGAAUCCGCAGUCAAAGCAAACCGUACGACAUUAUGGCUGAAGUGUACAGAGCUAUGAAACAGCUGGAUUUUGAAUGGAAGGUGGUGAACGCUUAUCAUCUUAGAGUGCGUCGAAAGAAUCCGGUGACCGGGAAUUAUGUGAAAAUGAGUUUACAGCUUUACCAGGUUGACAAUCGCAGCUAUCUUUUGGACUUUAAAAGCAUUGAUGAUGAUGUCAUGGAGCAGAGGUCAGGCUCAUCCACACCACAGCGCUCAUGCUCUGCAGCUGGCUUGCACAGACCAAGACUGAGUAUUGAUUCUACCACUGCUGAAUUCCAGUCGCUUACUGGAUCCCUGACUGGCUCCUUGAUGGGGAGCGUGGCCUCCGUUACGCCACGCCUGGGUAGCCACACAAUGGAUUUUUUUGAAAUGUGUGCCAGUCUGAUCAUGGCAUUAGCUCGCUGAUGCUCAGUGCUGAGGCACCUGUCCCUCGACAUGCGUGAUUGCACUGAGAAUCUGGUCCUAGCUUGUUUCUUUUUCCGUUUGUUUGGUCAUAUCCUGGGCAUAGCGUACACUGUCAUGCACAAACACCCCCUCCAGCCCCAAAUACUCCCUUCCGUGGCUCCAGUUCCCAUUACAAAGCACUGAGGGAACUAGUGUAAUAAAUGAGACAAACCUGUUUUUAGUUUCACCACAGUAUAAACCAGACUGCUUUUACUAGUGAAGAUGAAUGGGAAGAACCGGGCCCGAUUUUAAAACAGAUACUGCAUCAGUAAGCAACCCUUCCCGAAGUGCUGCCUACCUCUACAUAUGGAAACUUGGCUGAGCCUCAAUAUCUACAAUUCUCUAGUGACAUAUAUAUUGUAUCCCCAGUGCUAUUCAAGGGGGCUCACACGGGUGAACCAGAUGAGCGGUAUAAACAAAUAACUAUAUUAAACAAAAUCCAGCUCUAAUAAAACUCCUGCAAUAUUUACAAACUGAUGCCAGCCAGUCUCUGAAUAGCUCUGGCAUAAAAACCAGCAGCUGCGUAGAGGUUUCUGGGAUCUUGGAACAUGCAACCCUAUUUUAGAUAUCAGGUGGCAGAAGUGCAGGGUCACACAUAAGGCACGGCUCACACCCCUCAGAGACCUUCACACAUUAAGGCUUUGAGUUAGAGAGAGCUGUUUCCCCAGAAGAUUUCCCCCUCCCUCCUCCUGCUUUGGGUCUAUGGAAUAGUCCUGGCCUGGUGGCCUCCUUUUAAUGUUCAAGGCUGCUUGGUUUUUCCCCCUCUCUGGCCACCAAUUGCAUUGCACAAUAUAUACUCAACCUGCUUUUGGUGACGUUAGGGCUCCCGUAAAUUACUACAAGCCUCGCCUCACCUCCUACCAAAUAUUUCAGAUAGCUGUCUUGUAAGCAGCACAGAUUUCUGACCUGGGGAAAAAUUCUUAACGUCUCAGUAGAUGAAGCCGAUGCCAAGGUUUGUGCAACGCUCUGUUUAACAUUUCUGAGCGGUGAGAAAUAGUCACUGGUCUCCAUUUCAGGGUAUCAGCCCUCCUGAGCAGAAGCAAGUGUCGGGGAGGUAGAGGGACUGGGUGGAGGGAGCCAUUAGAACACACUAUACUGAAGGUACUUGGUAGGAGCAAAGGAAAAAAGAAUCUAGAAGAGGGAUUUCUGCAGGGAGAGAGAGCCUGAGAGAUUGUUGGGGAGUUGACACUGUCUGGGUGGUAUUAUCAAGGACAGUGGGAACAGGGGAGUCGGGGGGGGGGGGGAGGAGGAGGAGAAGAGAACCACUCCAAUCUGCUCCUCACCCCAUUAGCUGCCCAGGGUCAUCCCAAUCCUCGUUCAGCCCAUAAAUGACAAAUAGCUGGAUUGCUUAAGUGGUAGUGGCAAUUUUCCUUUGUGAAAUGCUCAGGCACAUGAGAGUUUCAGUAGGGUUUAUAUUUCAAAUGAUCUUUCUCAUAGCAGGUCCUUUUCUUUAUCCUUGAUCCCUUUCCCAAGUCAGCUGCCAAAUGUACCUUACCAGUCCUACAGUGUAGAGAGUCCCCCUCUUGUACUGUUUCAGGAUAGUCAGCAGUUAAGUUUCAAAGAGGCGUUCCAGACCGUAGGGCUUUCAUGUACUUUUAACACUUAAUAGACUGUGACCUUCGCUGCUAUAGUGAUAAGGCAGGGAUGUCUUAUGGAUUUAUUAUUUCUUUACAAUUGGCUAACUGAAGAAUAAGCUUUUGCUAAAAUAAAGAGAGGGAUGUGUAAUGUUAAAAGUUGUGUUACACAAGGGUAAACGCCACGUAUGGACUUUUACCAAAACAUUUUUUUUUUAAAAUUACUUAGGCUUAAUCUAAUGGGUACCAUUGGCAUUUGCCUACUUUUGCUAUGGUAUUUAAUUCCUAUCACCUGACUAUCAGAGACCAGGGUCAAACUAAUCAAGUCAAGAAACAGACACUACAUGAAAACAUUGCCAAAAAUCUUGACUCCAUUUAAAAAAAAGUAAAAGGAGAAUUUUGGCAAGGGGGCUGCUUCCACAUUAGUGAAAACGAUCAUCAUUCUACUUGUAAGGCUAUUAAAAACAGUCAUAAGGUUCUUUGGCUAGGAACUGUUUAUUGCGUUAUUAAACUCCACUAUACAUCCUGAAAGUUUCUAUAAGAAGCAAGUAAAAAUCAUCAUACGUUGGGCCUUUUGUCUUAAUCAUUUGAGAUAAUGUAGACAAAUUGGGAUAUUUUGCUAGCUACUUGCCAUUAGUGAGACGCUUUCAGCUUAAA